Molecule: messenger RNA, 1425 nt
Organism: Penicillium angulare
Lineage: Eukaryota; Fungi; Ascomycota; Eurotiomycetes; Eurotiales; Aspergillaceae
Exons: 5
Coding region: 1-1425 (474 amino acids)
Source: RefSeq, a predicted model, not a curated record
AUGGGCGGGGCUCCCCUAAGAUCCAAAGGAUGCAAUACUUGCAGGAAACGAAAGGUUAAGCAAGCCGUGCGCCAUCAGUCCCUGACUCGCCCCAGUGCGAUCUUCAACGGCCCGAAUGCGCCCGUUGUCUCCGAGGAGGCCACCACUGCCAGGGAUACGAAAGAGCGCGCAGGAGUUAUCAAUGUCAAUUCGCAGAUCCGGUCUCAACUUUUCUCGCUCUUCAUUGACUCUUACAUUCCGUCUCCGCCUGUGGGGCACAUCAAUUUAAGAUGUCAAAAGGUGACUAAUGUGAUUGAGGACUUUCCGUCAUUAAUGGACGGGAAGAAUAGCCAGUUGUUUGAUCGAGCUAUCUCUGCACUUGCUGCGGCUUUUGUCGGCAAGAAGUUCAAUGAUAGUCGGUUGACACAUCACGGUGUGAAACUGUAUAACCACGCUAUACAAGCUUUUGCGGCCUUGAUUCCUCGCACUGGACUUCCAGUUCAAGAAGUUCUUUGCGCGAAUGUUGUUUUUCAAUUAUACGAGGUCAUUAAUUGUACGUACGGAUUUGCGGGUUGGAUGGCACACAUGCAAGGUGCAAAUGCCGUCCUUGCUCUACAUGAGAAAUCGUUAAAGAGAGAUCAACUUUCUACUAUGCUUCUUCGACAAUUGAAGUUAUCGAAUAUCUUUCACGCCAUCGGAAAAUCCCAGUCCGCUCUUUCCUCUUUCCCAAUGUGGAAGAUGUUGUCACCUCCACGAGUUGAUGAUCCAUUAGAUGAAAUAAUCGACAUUCUCAUGGAAUGCACUGCCCUUCUUGAAAAGGCAGGAAGCGUGCAAACCACCCAAGACUUGACAAAUACGAAAUAUCUAUGUCAUGAGUUAGAAUGGCAAGCGCAUUCAUGGCAUACGCGACUGACGAAUGUCUCUGAAUGUCCCCUUUAUACCCUUGUUCCUGACGAUUCCGGAAUACCUCGCCCCAAAACGAGAAAUGCGGUCUUCCCGGAAAGAUUCGACUUUAUAUCUGUUGAUAUAGCAGAAGCCUACAUGCUAUAUUGGACUGCCCUUCUGGUUAUAUCUUCAGUUCUAUAUGAAUUUGAGUGCCAAACGAUUCUUCAUCAAGGUGUCAUCGUCUCUUCUCAUCAUGUGGCUGAUAGCCAAAAUGAAUAUACUUCGUUCUUCCAUGAAGCCUUAUUCUACGCGGACCAACUCUGUCGUGGCGUGGGUUACUUCAUACAACCGCACAUGCACAUACUUGGGGGUCAUAAUCUCCUUUUUCCUGUGGCAAUGUCAUCUCAAUUCUUCCAUAGAAAUGGCUUCUAUGAUCGUUACGACUGGUGCCAGGAUGUUUUUGCUACGUUGGAAUCGAUGGGACUGGGGCUAGCCAGUGUCUUGCAGGGCACUCCGUGGCUUACGUAUAAGUCCGGCGAGAGUGAAAAUUCUCCAUGUUGA